This is a messenger RNA of Cladophialophora bantiana CBS 173.52, 567 nucleotides long. RefSeq lists its product as uncharacterized. The transcript has 3 exons. Bases 1 to 567 code for a protein of 188 amino acids. The record is from RefSeq and is a predicted model, not a curated record. NCBI's taxonomy places the organism in Eukaryota, Fungi, Ascomycota, Eurotiomycetes, Chaetothyriales, Herpotrichiellaceae.
AUGACUGACCACCCGGCUAACACGGGCGGCUGCGAUCCGGAGGACCCACCGCAGGCUGUCGUAACAAUCGACGAUGAUCACUCCGAGUGGUCUCGUGUGUGCUUAAGGCACCCUUCAGUCGAGACAAGCAGCCUCGACGGUGACGUCCUCCCAGCAGUGUGCGACACCAAUAGUCACGACAAAAGUGACGGCGGCAGCGAGGAAUCUUACGACAAUGAGCCUCCUACUUAUGCUGAUUCAGCGGAGCAAGACCUCCUUCGCCAAUGCUUUCCAGCUGGAACGGCCACACCGCCGGAUGCAAGUUCGCUGGCAUCUCUGUCCUUCAGAACUCAACUCUGUGAGGACAUCAGAGUGAACGAGGCAGAGCGGUCGGGUGAGCCAGAACAGCCAACUGGACUACAGGCGCAGACAGAGCCAAGGCUUGCCCGUGAUGACGAAAGGAACCUCAAGCGAAAAGCGUCCACUGAGCUUGAGUGCAGGCCCUCAAAAUCAACAGAGGAGUGGCAGUCUAAUAUGACGUUCAAGAUCAUUUUUGCAUGGAGAAACCACGAUCAGAGAGAAGAUUAA